AAAGGCUCUGUGCUGACCACAGCAGGCACUCAUAUGGGUCAAGAAGAAGAAUCUUCAGAAGUAGUACAGCUCUGAGAAGAGUCAACGCUAAGAUUUUAAAAUUAUUUCUAAUUAUUUGUACUUUUUUUCUUUUGAUAGGACAAACAAGAUCAAUGAUUUUCUUUUGCUGCCAGAUUUUGGCCCAACCACUGUCCUUUUUUGUUUUCCUGAUCAAAAGAGGAAGCAAACAAUUCUCCCCCAUGCACUAUUGCACUUUAAUGCUCAGGUAUCACUCCUGAGUAAGAAGCAGCCUGCAACAAGCUCUCGGUGGGACUUUGGAAAGAAAAGUUUCCAGCAACAGCAAAAUUUAUUUCAUCUUGUGCCAAAGGAGGAAAAAUAUCCUGCAAAGAACUAAAAGGAUGACAAUGCUAAAUUAUGUAUAAAGAUAUUGCCACUUGGAAAAGAAAAGAAAAAUAAAGAGGAGAGAAGAAGCCACCAAGAGGAGCAGCAUGGGGAACUUUUGCCGGAAGCAUUGCAUUUGUAUGCAGAGGUGUGCCCCUUGGCUCUUCCAAGAGAGUGAUGAUGGAGGAGAGGGGGAGAAAUAUAAGACAGGCCAUGUUAAUCGUGGCUUGUGGGGAAAUGAUUGCCAGAUAGACAAUACUGCCCAGGCAGGUGUGGAUGCUGGAAUUCCUUUGCCUCCACCGCGUGAUCAGAAGCCCACAAACCGUCACAACUUUGUGGCACUGUUUGAUUAUCAGGCCCGCACUAUAGAUGAUUUGAGCUUCCGAACUGGAGAUAAACUCGAGGUGUUGGAUACAUCUCCAGAGGGCUGGUGGUACGCUACUCUCCUCCUGGACAGUGGGUCAACCCAGCCUGGCCAGACGCUCAGCGGCUACAUCCCCGCCAACUACGUAGCUCCUGUUCAGAGCAUUGAGGCUGAGCCAUGGUUUUUUGGCCCAAUCACACGAGCGGAUACAGAGAAACAACUGUUGUGCCCUGGAAAUCAGGCAGGAGCCUUCCUAAUCCGAGAAAGCGAAAGUCAAAAAGGCGAAUUCUCUCUCUCAGUCUUUGAUGGAGCAGUUGUGAAACACUACAGGAUCCGAAAGGAUGAAGAGGGCUUUUUUCUUAGCAGAAAGAAAACUUUUAAAACAUUGAAUGCUUUUGUUGACUACUACACCAAUAACAGUGAUGGCCUCUGUGUUAAGCUCAGCAAGCCCUGUAUAAAGAAAAAAGUUCCUACUCCUUUCGAUUUGUCAUACAAUACUGCAGAUAAAUGGGAGAUCGACCGAAAUUCUCUGCAACUGUUGAAAAAAUUAGGUUCUGGUCAAUUUGGUGAGGUGUGGGAAGGACUAUGGAAUAAUACCACACCAGUGGCAAUCAAAACAUUGAAACCAGGUUCAAUGGAUCCAAAAGACUUCCUUAGGGAAGCACAAAUCAUGAAGAACCUCAGACAUGCAAAGCUUAUACAGCUCUAUGCAGUUUGCACUUUAGAGGAUCCAAUUUAUAUUAUUACAGAGUUGAUGAGACAUGGAAGUCUGCUAGAAUACCUCCAAAAUGAUGCAGGCUCACAACUCCAUCUGCCUGAACAAAUAGACAUGGCAGCUCAGGUUGCCUCAGGAAUGGCUUACCUGGAAUCCCAAAACUACAUUCACCGGGAUUUGGCAGCCAGGAAUGUUCUUGUUGGCGAGCACAAUGUUUACAAAGUAGCAGAUUUUGGCCUUGCAAGAGUUUUUAAGUUAGAAAAUGAAAAUGUAUAUGAAGCUAAACAUGAAACAAAACUUCCUGUGAAGUGGACAGCCCCUGAAGCGAUCCGCUCCAAUAAAUUCAGCAUUAAGUCUGAUGUGUGGUCAUUUGGAAUACUUCUCUUUGAAAUAAUCACCUAUGGGAAGAUGCCUUAUUCUGGUCUGAUGGGCUACCAAGUAAUCCAGAAGCUGGAUAAAGGAUACAGAAUCCCUAAACCAGAUAAUUGCCCAAAUAAACUCUAUGAGAUUAUGCUGAAAUGCUGGAAUGCAGAGCCCAAAGACCGGCCCACUUUUGAAACACUGCAGUGGGAACUAGAAGAUUAUGAUAUGGACUCUACAUGCUAUACUGAUGCAAAUGCUUUUGUGAAAUGAACCUUGUGGCAGAAGCCAAAGAAAAUCAAAUGAUCAGUUAAAAGAGUAUGAACUGUGAGAUCAAUUUAACCUCAAAAUAUGAGGGAGAAGAGAUUUAAAUUAUUAGAUGAAACUAAAGAAUAUUUUUUUACAUUUUCAAGGCUAUGGCGAUGUCAAGGCCAGGACACUCCAGAUUCUGCCAGCCAUUGUCUUGCAAGAUUAAGAAAAUUGAAAGGAGGGGGCUUGUUUGUUUGUAUUUGUUUGCUUGUAAAAUAAGCUCUCUUCUAUUUAUUAUUUAAAUAAUAGAUCAAAAGAAAGAAAAAGAAUGAAUAACAUAAUAUAGUUGCAAUUCACUGUUUACCUACUAUAAUAUUUAUUUGUUAUUCCUUAGAUUGCUGAGGCCUAUCCUCUUGUUACUAUGAAGGAACCUGAUUACUUUGUUGCACAGCAGGACCUGUGCUUUGAGACAUUUAUUUUUAAAAAUAUCCUGGGAUUACUAUCAUGCUGGGACAGCCAUAUUAAAUGUCUUGAUUGUACAUGGAGUGCACAUGCCUUUGCUAAAGAGGAAAAUUAAACAGAUAUUGGGAAAAGAAUUAAAAUAGCAGCAAAACAUGAUUUUUUUGCUUUAUAUAUGGGCAGUGUCCGGCUUAUGAAAUAAGCACAAUUAACAUUAGUUGACUCAUGUUAAAAUCAGAUAGUGUUAUAAAGUUGAUGAUUUUUUAUUAUCCACUGAAGGGGAUAGGGACAUUAUAUAAUCCCUAAAUUUUCAGAAUCAUGGAGCUGAAAAGAUCUGUUUUAAAUGAAAUCAACAUGGCCUUAAUCUUUUGGAAAGAUUCUGCAAAAUUCCAACCUCAGCUGACAUGAUUUAUAGCACUGUGCCUCAGAUCGCACACAGACUUUUGAAAAGAGUCAGCAAAAUGAUUAUUUCCCCCUUUUCUCUCUCUCUCAAAAAUAUUAGAUGUAUUUUAUUUGGCACAGGAUGACAUUAGGGCCAACUCCCUCUGCUAAAGGAGGAGUAGCAUGCUGCUGAUUAAUAUGGGGGCCUGAACAUUUUUAGCAACAUUUAAAACAUUUUUUCUAAUUCUAGGUAAAUUAGCCAGGCAUAUAGCUUCUGCCUAAUCCCUAGACCUUGAAGGCUUUUGUGUGCAGCAUAAUUGUGAACUAUAUUUUUCCUCCAUUUCCAAUUAUUGAAUUAUAGAAUCCAUUGUAGUCUGUAAUAUUAACACAACAUAUACUAAGGGCUCAAAAUAAGUGUAACUACUUUCUCCCAAUAUCAGAGAUAUCUGGAGUCUGCCAGGAAAAUCCUAAAAUAGCUAUAAAUAAAUGAAAAGAUUCACUAA
Pelodiscus sinensis (Chinese soft-shelled turtle) is the source of this 3412-nucleotide messenger RNA. RefSeq names its product fyn related Src family tyrosine kinase (gene FRK). Gene Ontology annotation, molecular function: protein tyrosine kinase activity; ATP binding; protein binding. Gene Ontology annotation, biological process: protein phosphorylation. The record is from RefSeq and is a predicted model, not a curated record. NCBI's taxonomy places the organism in Eukaryota, Metazoa, Chordata, Testudines, Trionychidae.